Penicillium brevicompactum is the source of this 1266-nucleotide messenger RNA. RefSeq names its product DUF2841 domain-containing protein. The record is from RefSeq and is a predicted model, not a curated record. The transcript has 3 exons. The annotation marks the transcript as partial. Lineage: Eukaryota; Fungi; Ascomycota; Eurotiomycetes; Eurotiales; Aspergillaceae.
GAAUUUGGCUGGGUUGAAACUACCAGCAUGCCGCGACAACAUCAACAUGAUAAAAAAUGUUAUCAACAUUUUGCCCUUGUUUAUAUUGAUCGAGAAGGAAAUAUUUGCCAUGAGACGUCUCCUUCUAUCUCCAACAGCCCCCAUGCUAUUCUUUCCCCUCAAGUGACUUCGGAGUUUCUGGAGGCGAUGGCACAAUCCAGUGAAGGCGGCUUUCCAACUUCUGCUCCAGCACUGCCUGACAGCCAGCCUCUGAUUCCACCCCCAUCACUGUUAGCGCCUACAGUUCUCGAAGAAGCGAAACUAGGGACAAGUUUGCAACGCAGAAGAAAAUUGUGGGAUAAGGAGCAUAGUCUCGAUGUCCAAACGGCCACAAUUUCCGUCAGUAAUAAACGGUUUCUCCGUCAAUACUAUGAAAAGGUCUUUCGGAACUUACAACAGAAGAAUUGCCGAGUCAUUGCCAAAGUUUAUGUAAGACUUGUCGAGCCUCGCAAGCAAGCUCAAUACCCCUACAAUGGAAGGAAGACUGGAGCAGGCAAAACACAGCAAUUCAGUCCCGAAGAGACCAAACCGCCGUGGUGGCCACCUGGUGUGAGCCACCGGGAACCCGACCAUCUCCCUAAAGCUGAGCGCAUCGCGCUCCUCGUCCAUAUCCUAUGCGAAUUACGGACCAGCCACAGAAUCACCGCGCAGAAGCUGAAAGGUGCAGGACAGCCGAUUCAGCAACACAUUUCUCCGAUUGAACGAUUGAAACUACUGGACGAGCUGUACCGUGUUAGAGAGGAGGAGGAAAUGUUUUUGGAUGCGGUAACAGAUGGAAAUGACAGAAUUUCGAUUUCACGAGCGAACCUACCUGAAUGCAUGGAAGCUGCCUGCAGACCCAAUUAUCCGGGCAAUAAGAGGUCUCAGGGUAAGCAACAGCUGAAACGCGAGCUGCCAAACCAGAACAUGUCAAUACGCAUCCGACCUACCCAAGAGUUGAUUCCAUCUAAGGUGCCUGCCGACCAAUUUGCUGUCGUGGAAUUCCCUAGUCAGCGACAUCUUCUAAUUCAAUCUGGUUUGAAAUUUUCACCGUCGCCUGCGUCGCCUCGAUAUCUAAAACGAAAGCGUCUGUGUGCCGAGGACGGGGAUCUUCUCACGUGGUUUGCGUCUAUGAACUACUCCUCGUUCCCCAUAGCAUAUCAUUCUCUAUUGCCUGAUGGCUUCGUGCAGAUGCCAGAAUUCCAAUCACAGGGAGAUUUGAUAUCAUGGGAUAUUGGGUUGGAGUAG